Messenger RNA from Brassica oleracea var. oleracea, 729 nucleotides. RefSeq lists its product as uncharacterized. The record is from RefSeq and is a predicted model, not a curated record. Lineage: Eukaryota; Viridiplantae; Streptophyta; Magnoliopsida; Brassicales; Brassicaceae. Bases 1 to 543 code for a protein of 180 amino acids. The transcript has 5 exons.
AUGGAGUUGCAAGCAAGGAAACAGCGAGAGGCGGCUCUUGAGUCUGCACUGGCAGACAAAGAGUUCAUAGAAGGCGAAUACAGGAAAAAGGCAGAAGAAGCGAAGAGAAGAGAGGAAGCUUUAGAAAACGAUUUGGCAAACAUGUGGAGAGAUAGAGAAGAAUCAAAGCAGCAUGGUUCUGAGAGAGAGAGACAAGUCUCGAAUGCACCGAGACAACCUGAAGUAGUAGUGGUAGCUAAAAUCGAAGAGACACCAAAAGAGGAACCUCUUGUUGCUCGUCUCAAGGCACGAACGCAAGAAAUGAAGGAGAAAGAGAUGAAAUCGCAAGCGAAUGGAGACGCAAACUCUCACAUCUGUAAAUAUGUAAAUCAUGUUCCCUCGCUUGCUCUGAAUGCCCAAUUUGCCGGACAAAGAUCUCUGAUCGCCUAUUUGCGUUUCCGUCUUAACCAAAGGCAAAUCAAAGGGUGUCGAGAAGUGUGGGUGAAUAAAGAAGCCUCCUGUUGCUAUAUAUUUUUAAGGAAAGAACAGGUUGGGAUUUAUUAACUAGUGUUUUCGGCUCUUUUUUUGUAUGUAAAAAGGAUCUUUUGCAUAUUACGUUCUCAUUUGUCCAAAGGUAUUUGUCUGUAUACGAGGUUACUGGAUCUACCUUGGUGUCAUCAAAACAGAAAAGCUAUUUGAAAAUAUUUUCCCACUGGUUUAUUCAAAGGCUUAGUUUGAAUUUGCCAUAUU